CUGGGUUUCGUUUGAUCAAACCCUUAAUAUCAAGUUAUCUUCGUUUCUCUUUUCAUUUCCUUUUCAGAUUCAAAACCCUAAACCUACUACUUCUGCGAAUUUAAAUUAAAACCCACAUAUUCUCUCUUCCCCUCUUUUCUCCUGCUUCUGACUACCUUCACCAGUGCUUCGUGGUUUUGAUCGGAAGCCCCAAGGCUUCCGAGUUUUUGGUGCUUGAGCCGCCGGGCUCUUCGGCUGCUCAAGCAUGAUGGAGCCGGCUUCGCGCUCCUUGUUCCGAUGGCUCUUUGUGGCCUAUCCGGCGACCUACCUCUCCUUUCGGCAGAUCUGUGGCGGUGCUUGCUGGGUUCUCCAGAUUUGGCGCCCAUCGCGACCCUCCUGUUGAUUUUCCGAGGGAUGGUCUUCGGUUGCCAGGGUUCUCGUCUCGGCAUCCUGGAGUCUGGCUGCAACCUCUAAAUGGUCCCACCCAAGGCAGCAAGCGGUAAGUUGCUUUCAGACAUCCAUCACAGUUGGUGACAGUUUAACUUCAACAGGGCAACAUGCGGCACCUUGUGCAGUGUUAUAGAUAUAUUAGGAUUCUCAAAGAUUAUGGAUAUAUUUUUGAUUUUGCUGAGUGCAGUGUUUAGUACUU
Messenger RNA from Rubroshorea leprosula, 628 nucleotides. NCBI's taxonomy places the organism in Eukaryota, Viridiplantae, Streptophyta, Magnoliopsida, Malvales, Dipterocarpaceae. The record is from the annotation of a GenBank genome assembly.